Messenger RNA from Radiomyces spectabilis, 2475 nucleotides. Its product is annotated as V-type ATPase, V0 complex, 116kDa subunit family. The coding region runs from base 1 to 2475 and encodes 824 amino acids. Gene Ontology annotation, molecular function: proton-transporting ATPase activity, rotational mechanism; ATPase binding. The transcript is spliced from 13 exons. Gene Ontology annotation, cellular component: fungal-type vacuole membrane; vacuolar proton-transporting V-type ATPase, V0 domain; vacuolar proton-transporting V-type ATPase complex. Gene Ontology annotation, biological process: vacuolar acidification; proton transmembrane transport. The record is from RefSeq and is a predicted model, not a curated record. Lineage: Eukaryota; Fungi; Mucoromycota; Mucoromycetes; Mucorales; Radiomycetaceae.
AUGUCGUUUGUUCAAUUGUAUUUACCCGGCGAAGUAGCCCAGAUAUGUAUAUCCAGCUUGGGCGAGCUGGGCAAGUUGCAAUUCAUAGACCUUAAUCCCGAUGUCAAUGCAUUCCAGCGCUCAUUUGUGUCUGAAAUCAGACGCUUUGACGAAAUGGAGCGGCAAUGCCGCUUUUUUCAAACACAAAUCGCCAAGGCCGACAUUGUCACAGCACCAUUAGCAACCACCACGUAUCUUUCUCGCGCCCCUUCCGCUCAAGAAGUUGACGAAUUGGAAGAAAAGCUGAAAGAACACGAAACACGCAUUUGUGAAAUGAACGAUUCAUACGAGAGUCUUCAACGACGAUACCUGCAAUUAACUGAACUCCGCCAUGUGUUACGCGAAACGGAUGCAUUUUUUGAACAAGCAGGAUCAAGGCACGAUAUCGUUCGUACUUCACUAGACGAAAUAGACGCCGCUGCUCCCUUAUUAGACAAUGACGUGGAGCAGGUACAGUACGAACUAAGUCAUCUUGAUUUGGGUCACGUCACUGGCGUGAUUGCUCGAUCGCGAUUACAAACUUUUGAACGCAUCCUGUGGCGAUCAUUGCGUGGCAAUCUGUAUAUGAAAUCCGUCGAUAUUGACGAGUCCAUCAUUGAUCCUGUCACGGACGAAGCGGUAGAAAAAGAUGUUUUCGCCAUUUUCGCGCACGGACGCGAAGUCGUUGCCAAGAUCAAGAAAAUAUGCGAAAGCAUGGGCGCAACGUUAUACACCGUGGAUGAUUCUUCCGAUAAACGACGAGAUACCUUGUUAGAAAUCACUUCCCGCAUCGAAGAUCUAGGCAAUAUUUUAUCCAAUACAAGUCAAAUGAGGCGGAUGGAGCUGUUAAAAGUAGCGGAAAAUCUCACCGCUUGGUUCACACUUGUACGAAAAGAAAAAGCCAUCUAUCAUACCUUGAACUUGUUCAAUUAUGAUGCCAAUCGUAAAUGCCUUAUCGGUGAAGGAUGGUGCGCCAAAAACGACAUUCUUGUUAUUCAACGCGCUUUGAAGGAUGCCACGGAUGCAUCAGGGACGAACCUGUCCUCCGUAUUGACGGAAAUCCAUACAAAUAAAACACGACCUACGUGCCAUCGAACGAAUAAAUUCACAGAAGGCUUUCAAAACAUCAUUGAUGCGUAUGGCAUUGCUCGCUACCAAGAAGUCAACCCUGGUCUUUUUACGGUGAUUUCUUUCCCGUUUCUAUUCGCCGUCAUGUUUGGUGAUAUUGGUCACGGGUUACUCAUGCUGUGCUUUGCCUCGUACCUUGUUCUCAAUGAGAAGCAGCUGGCGAGUAACAAUGGGGAGAUUUUCAAAAUGUUUUUCGCUGGUCGAUACAUGAUGCUAAUGAUGGCUAUUUUUUCCAUUUUUACCGGGGCCAUCUAUAAUGACAUCUUCUCCUUGUCGUUGAAUCUAUUCAAAUCCGGAUUCGACUGGCCGCGGGAAUACAACGGCAUUGAUGCAGUGGAAGGUAUACCCAAUGGUCACGUCUACAAAUUCGGGUUUGAUCCUGCCUGGCAUGGAGCAGAAAACUUUUUAUUAUUUUCCAAUUCAUACAAGAUGAAACAGGCCAUCAUCCUUGGUGUGAUUCACAUGUCAUUUGCUAUUUGUUUGAACGUCUAUAAUCAUGUGCACUAUGGCAACCAAAUAUUUAUCUGGCUUGAAUUUCUACCACAAAUCUUGUUCAUGGAGUGCAUCUUUGGUUAUCUAGUGUUCUGCAUUCUGUACAAGUGGAGUGUGGACUGGUGGGCAGUAGAUGAUCAAGGUCACACACUUCAUAACUCGCCGCCCAAUCUAUUGAACAUGCUCAUUUACAUGUUUCUAUCUCCGGGCAAGGUCGAUCCUCAAGAUCAACUCUAUCCUGGACAGGGUCCUGUUCAAGCGAUUCUUUUAUUCAUUGCUUUUAUCUGCGUCCCAUGGAUGUGGUUUGCCAAACCGUAUUACCUCAAGAAACUUCAUAGCCAACAUCGCUAUCAAACAGUGGCAGCCGAGGACGAGCAUGAAUUGCAUUCAGGAGACGGUCAUCACGAAGGCAUGGAAUUGUUUAUAGAAGAACCGCAGCAAGAAGAGGAAGAAGAAUUUGAUUUUAGUGAAGAAAUGAUUCAUCAGACGAUCCAUACCAUUGAAUUUUGCCUCAACUGCAUCUCCAAUACUGCCUCGUAUCUUCGUUUAUGGGCGCUUUCACUGGCUCACGCACAAUUGUCCAGCGUCUUGUGGGAUAUGACCCUAAAGAUAUGGUUCAAAAUGUCAGGGCUGGCCGCCGCCCUGGGUUUAGUGGUUGGAUUUGCCAUGUGGUUCGUAUUAACGAUCGGCGUAUUGCUUUGCAUGGAAGGAUUAUCAGCUUUCCUUCACGCACUUCGUUUGCAUUGGGUGGAAUUUGAUGGCAAGUUUUAUCAUGGCGAUGGUGUGCUUUUCGAACCGUUUUCGUUUGCUACUAUAUUGGAACAGUUCUCCGAAUAA